Messenger RNA from Plenodomus lingam JN3, 600 nucleotides. RefSeq lists its product as uncharacterized. The record is from RefSeq and is a predicted model, not a curated record. Lineage: Eukaryota; Fungi; Ascomycota; Dothideomycetes; Pleosporales; Leptosphaeriaceae.
AUGUCCGCCGCCCAAGCCCUACGCGAAAAACAAGCCCCCAUAAAAGACGCCUACCGCAAAGACCCCACCUCAGCCAUCGUAACCCUGAAAUCCACCGGCUCCCUAGACUCCACCUCCAUAACCUGCAAACUGUCCACCGGCGCCGCCGCAAAAGAAGCCUCGCGCAUGGCCGGCCUGCACCAAAAAGCCGGAGGCGAAGACCCCUCCAUCUCCGGCGAGCUAUGCUCAGGCGACAUGCUGCUGGACGCGCUGGUUGCGUGUUCCGGUGUGACGCUCAAGGCUGUGGCGACGGCGCUUGGCAUACCCAUUCUGGGGGGUACGGUGACGGCGGAGGGGGAUCUGGAUUUCAAGGGGACGAUGGGGGUGGAUCGGAAUGCGCCGGUGGGAAUUACGGGGAUUCGAUUGCGGUUUGAGGUGGAGUUUGGGGAGAGGGAGGGGGGGAAGGAGGUUGGACAGGAGGAGGUGGAUACGUUGGGCAAGUUGACGGAGAGGUAUUGUGUUGUGUUGCAGACUUUGGUGCAUAAGCCGAGUAUUGAAGUUCAGUUAGCGGGGACUGGGGCUGCGGAUGGGAAAGGGGUGGGCCGUACUGUUACUUUGUGA